Molecule: messenger RNA, 798 nt
Organism: Triticum turgidum subsp. durum (durum wheat)
Lineage: Eukaryota; Viridiplantae; Streptophyta; Magnoliopsida; Poales; Poaceae
Source: the annotation of a GenBank genome assembly
AUGGUGUUGGUGUUUCGCAAAAAGUAUGGCCACUUGAACCUGACUUUUUCUAUUGGAGAGCAGAUCAGUUCUGAUAACAGAAGAUCCACACUAAACAUAGCAUGUCCAUCAGAGGAGCAAAUGUUGUUUAUCACUGCAUCUCUUCACAUGUUGGCAAGCCUGAUAUCUAUGAAGGCACUAUACAAGGUGGUGGCGCCGUACCUGCUUGGUGCGGACAGGAGAAGAUGCAGGGGCUCCGCUUCUCGACCUCGUCGACAUCAUCGUGCCCCUCCACCGCUGGUUUUGUUACUCAGGCGGCACUACGGCUCUACUAUGGCAGGCCUGCUUGUGGCUCAGCUCGCAGCCUCAGUCGAUUUGCUCUGCGUCUCCAACCGUCCAAAGAUCCCAACCCUAUCAUCGUCUCCUACCACGAGCUCGGCAACGAGAUCGGACACGGCAAGUUCGGCUCCGUUCGGAUCUAUGCCGUUCAAGAGGUUCGUGCUGAUCGGGUGGGUGGCCCUGGUGAACUACGGCAAGGACUACGGCCGCCUCGUCGUCAUCGUCGACGUUGUUGACCAGAACAGGCUGCAUUGCUCUGUUAUACACUUAUACCACUGUUUAUUGGUAUAUCCCCAAGAACGUCGAGGACACGGUCCACCGCGAGGUCGAGAUCAUGCAACACCUCUCGGGCCACCCCGCCGUCGUCACGCUGAAGGCCGUCUGCGGUGGUUGCAAAUCGAAGCAGCUGAAAGGGACAAGGCGAUUGGGAGUCAGGGACUACAUAUCCCUCCUCUCCUUGAUUUUCUGUCCAAAAUAUAA